AUGGUCGAUAGUGGUGUCCCCCAGGGUUCAGUUCUGGGACCCAUUUUAUUCCUUAUCUACGUGGACGAUGCCGCAAAAGAUUUAGACUGUGAAGUAGCAAUGUUUGCGGAUGGCAUGAAGAUAUGGAGUGUAAUUCGGGGUCCUGCCGAUAAAGACAGACUGCAGAUGAACCUGAAUCGGUUGGAGGAGUGGUCAAACCGUCGGCUCCUGCGGUUCAACGUUGCCAAAUGUAGCAUACUUCGCCUAGGCAACACAGCCAGAUCUGCCAGCACAAGAGGCUACUUUCUGGGCGGUGCAGCCCUACAAGAGGUCGAAGCCCAAAGGGACCUCGGUGUGCUUACGACGAGUUCCCUAAAACCCUCCGCCCACUGUUCGAGGGUGGCAAAAAGCGCAAUGUCCGUACUGUACGCCAUCAAGCGUGCGUUUAUGGACUUUGACGAAGAAGCUUUCUCUAAGACAUUCGGGACAUUCGCCCGGCCGCAUUUAGAGUAUGGCAUACAAGCUUGGAGGCCGUGGGCUGUUGAGGAUCAAAACUGCCUCGAAAGAGUCCAGAGGAGAGCCGCGAAGAUGGUUAGGGGUCAAAGCUCCUUUCCUUAUGCAACCCGCCUAGUAAAUCUGAACCUCUUUCCUUUGAGGUACAGGCAACUUCGCGGAGAUCUCUUGCAAGCCUUCCGCAUUGUAAAGGGAUUGGAUUGCAGUCUGGUCUUCGAGGACUUUUUUGAAUUUGCUACCACGACCAACCUCCGAGGUCACCCGUUAAAACUGCGCACUCAGCAGGCACGGCUGGAUGUGCGGAAGUUCUCCUUCUCGGUUCGGGUGGUCAAACCAUGGAAUGAGCUUCCCGCAGAUGUUGUGAUGUCACCAUCUAUACAAAGUUUUAAGAAGAAUCUGGACAUAUUUAUGUUCCGAAAUGACCAAGAGCGAUGA
This is a messenger RNA of Spirometra erinaceieuropaei, 927 nucleotides long. The record is from the annotation of a GenBank genome assembly. Lineage: Eukaryota; Metazoa; Platyhelminthes; Cestoda; Diphyllobothriidea; Diphyllobothriidae.